AUGACUAUCUCAUGUUCACUUGACAAUUCAAGCAGCCUGUUCAAGCUUCAAUAUCUUCAGAAUCUGAAUUUAGCAUACAACUACUUCAACGAUUCUGAGAUUCCUUCAGAAUUUAAUAAGUUGUCGAAUUUGGUUUAUUUAAACCUUUCAAAUGCAGGCUUUCAAGGACAAAUUCCAAUUACAAUUUCGCAUUUAAAAGGAUUGGUUAUUCUCGAUUUAAGUGAUUUGGGCUUGAAGCUUGAGAAUCCAAAUCUAAAUAUGCUUGUUCAAAACCUUUCGAAGCUUACGGAACUUUAUCUCGAUGGUGUGGAUAUAUCAAUGCAAGGGCAUGAGUGGGGCCCAACAUUAUCAUUUUCACUACCAAAUCUAAGAGUGUUAAGCUUGUCAAAUUGCGAUCUGUCGGGGCCUUUUGAUCCGUCCUUGGUGAAUCUCAAAUCCCUCUCAGUUAUUCGUAUGAGUGGUAACAACUUCUCUGCUCCGAUUCCUGGCUUUUUGGCAGAAUUCAGAAAUUUGACAACCUUGAUCUUCAGUGGCUCUUCAUUGAAUGGAAAAUUUCCAGAAAAGAUCUUUCAAAUUCCAACAUUGCAAAUGGUUGACCUGGUCAUUGCCAUAUUCUAUUGGGAAUCUCAAACUAUUGUUUGA
Messenger RNA from Carya illinoinensis, 642 nucleotides. Its product is annotated as receptor-like protein 7. The coding region runs from base 1 to 642 and encodes 213 amino acids. Gene Ontology annotation, molecular function: protein binding. The transcript is spliced from 2 exons. Lineage: Eukaryota; Viridiplantae; Streptophyta; Magnoliopsida; Fagales; Juglandaceae. The record is from RefSeq and is a predicted model, not a curated record.